Vicia villosa (hairy vetch) is the source of this 702-nucleotide messenger RNA. RefSeq lists its product as uncharacterized. The coding region runs from base 1 to 702 and encodes 233 amino acids. Gene Ontology annotation, molecular function: zinc ion binding; nucleic acid binding. The transcript has 3 exons. The record is from RefSeq and is a predicted model, not a curated record. NCBI's taxonomy places the organism in Eukaryota, Viridiplantae, Streptophyta, Magnoliopsida, Fabales, Fabaceae.
AUGGAUUGCACUCCUGCUCAGAAGGUCAGAUAUGGCACUCAUAUGCUGGCUAAGGAAGCUGAUGAUUGGUGGUUGGAGACGCUUGCUAGGUUGGAGUUUUCAGGUGAGGAAGUCACUUGGAAUGUGUUUCGUAGGGAAUUUCUGAGGAAGUACUAUCCUGAAGAUGUUCGGGGUAAGAAAGAGAUAGAAUUCCUAGAGUUGACGCAAGGGAACAAGUCCGUGACUGAGUAUGCUGCCAAGUUCACUGAGUUGAUUAAGUUCUAUCCUCACUUUGAUGGCGAAGGUGCUGAAUUUUCUAAGUGCAUCAAGUUUCAGAAUGGAUUACGCUCGGAUAUCAAGAAGGCUGUUGGGUACCAAAAGAUCCGUUUGUUUCCUGAUUUGGUUGACAGUUGUAGGAUCUUUGAGGAAGAUAGUAAUGCUCAUCACAAGAUGGUUAGUGAUAGAAGGGGCAAGAAUCAACAAAGCUGUGGGAAACCGUAUGAUGCUGGUAAAGGGAAACAAAGAGUUAUUCAUGGUCAGAGAUGUGGUAAGAUGGGACAUGCAAUGUCUGAUUGCAAGCAUAAGGACAUGGUAUGUUUCACGUGUGGCGAAGAGGGACACAUUAGUAGCCAGUGUCCAAAGAAGAAGGCACAAUCCGGUGGAAAGGUGUUUGCUUUAGCUGGGACUCCUACAACUAGUGGAGACCGACUCAUCAGAGAUUGA